ACAGAGCAACACACCACACGCUUACCGUCACAGUGUAGCAGCUGGAAUCAGCCGUGCCGAGUUCCUCUAGCUGCUUCUGUCAGUGUGACACGUGACUCUGAAGUUCUCUGUGGUUUAAGAUCUUACUGUCGGACUCAUGUACAUCAUGACUGUGGGGCUCUCCAGCUGAGUUGCAGGACUGGUUUUUGCGUCACAUCACCAGCUGGACAGGCGGACGCCGGGCUUGACAGACAAGUUGGACAGAGAUCACAAAAUGGAUCUUAAAAGCUGUUGUGUUGCCGGUAUCACUGCCAGCUGAGCUACCAGACCUGCAUAUUGGAUACAGAGCUCCCAUCGGCUGCUCUGUGGCUGACCGCUGACCCCGAUCUGCAGCCUAACCCCCUUCUGGGUCACCACUGAGCUAAUAGAGGUGCUCUGGCUGGGCCUGAUGUGGAAUUUGACCCCGACUGACCCUGUCCCGCAAGUAGCCUUUCACUGAGCCCGGACUCAGGAUAAAAGAGCAAGAGGGGCGACGGAGAAGAAAGGAGGAAGAAAAGGAGAGAAGUGAGAACAGCAGUAGAGCGACUGCUCCUCCAGUAUGCCGGUGGAGACCCUGCGGCCCUCAGACGGCCGUCUGGCUGGGGUCCCCUUCACCUCCGCCAUGCCCUUCAGGAUACUUAACAAGGGUCCAGACUACUUCCGUCGUCAGGCUGAGCCCGGGGCCCGUAAACUGAGUGCUGUAGAACGCCUGGAGGCCGACAAGGCGAAGUACGUGAAGAGUCAGCAGGUGGCUCUCACCCGCCAGGCCCCCAUUAAACCACCAAUCAUCCGUAAGCCCCUGGUCCCUCCAGGGAUGAUGCUCCAAUGCCAGAUCAGUACUCCUCCAGCUCGCAAAGUUCCCCGCUGCCCAGCUGAUGUGGAGAACGGAGGAGGGAGAGAAGGACCAGGAGGAAGACGAGGGCCGGCUCUUAACUUGGAUAUUCUGAAUAAUCUUAUCAAUGAUGUAUGUGAAGGACCAGUGCCCUCCUCCCAGUCCUCCUCCUCAACCUCCCCCUCAUCAUCCUCUCCAUCAUCAGGAGCUAAGAGCAUCGGGAGUAGCUUGUCAGCAGAGCAAGAGAGGAGCAACCGACUCCUCAACAACCUCAAACCAUUAAACCACGGCACCGUCAACUCCUCAUCCACCUCCUCCUGCACCUCCUCUCCACUCAACAACAACCUCCGGACCCCUGCAGCUGAACCAACGCGCCGUCCGCCCCCUGUCCCAGCACGAGUGCCCCGCAUUGGGGUCCCAGCACCCUACAGCUCCCCGAACUCAGUGACAGUACGCAGGGUGGACGUGCGUCCUCAGGCUGAGAUCAGGAAGCCUCAGAGGGCCCUGCUGCAGCCGCAGCUCAGGCCCAGACAGACUGCCCAGGGCCAGGUCGCUCACCCCCAGGUCCCACCUCCACCGCCUCCUCCCACCUCUCAGAACCAACCCCAGCCCCUGCCCUCCCCUCCAGUCUACCUGCCGCCGAGCCCCAUGCUGGUCAGAGCUGGCAUGAUCCCGCCAGCCUCCCCCGCUUUCACUCGUAUCUCAAACGCCAGCUCCAAGGGGUCCGGCCGCAAGCACCCAUCCUUGCACCGCUCUAAGUCGGACCUGAGCGACCGUUACUCCCGCGCCACAGCCGACCUGGAGCGCUUCUUCAACUACUGCGGGCUGGACCCCGGGGAGGUGGAGGGCAUGGGCGGAGUGGAGCGCUUCACGAGAGCCAACUCAGACAUUGUAUCUGUGUCCAAGCUCCGUAGUGUCAGCACGCCAAGCUCUGAGUGCGGGGAUGAGGCCUUCCCGGCGAGGGAGGACUGUGGGGACGAGGACGAUGAGGAUGGGCCUGGCAGAGCCAACGAACGGGUCCCCUACGGCAUCUCUGUCAUCGAGAGGAACGCUCGGGUCAUCAAGUGGCUGUACGGCAUCCGUCAGGCGCGAGAUGCUAACAACGCCGUCUCUAACGUAUAGACUGAGGAGGACUUGAGAGAAAAGACAGGGAAGCAGGACUUUUUGUAUGUUUACUUACAUCUGAAGAAGGGAAAGCCUGUCUGCUCGUCUUCUGCUGCCUUACGUGACAUUUGAGGAUAAUCCAGUAGUUGUUUUCUAUGUUUCCUGUGAAGACUCACACUUGUUUUGGAAAUUACACAUCAGUUGUUGGUGUGCAGGCUGCAGGUCAGGACUGCUUUCCUGCAGGACUACAUGGACGAUACAUUUCCCCUUUUUCUUCACUUGAUCUUGUUUAACUAUACUGGUAUAUGAAAGCAAUAAUAGACUGGUAUAAAUGAUGCUGGUGAGGAUGAAGGCAGAGGAUGUAUGCGAUAGUGUUUCCUCAUGUAAAGGUACUUAGUGUGUAUGCGUGUGUGCGUACGUGUGUGUGUGUGUGCCAGAGAGCUCCGCAGCACAGAGCCACAGGCUGCAAACUGCCAGAGCCUCUGAUGAUACCCAUACCCCUUUUCCACCAACAUGGAACUGGUUCGGUUCUGGUUCCUAAUUUGAACCGCUCAGAGCAUUUCCACCCAAAAUAACUUGGUCCAAAACUCGAAAAGUGGGUUUCCAGCUGGAACCAUAAAAAAGACUGUUUAGGAUCAAAAAUGUUGCUUUCUAGCUGGAACCGAGGUGUCAUAUUCAACAAGUUACAAAGAGAGGAUGAAGAAGUCAUGUGAGAAAUUAUGAGACAAAAAAAGAGCGUGCAGUGGUCUCAUUAAUAGUUGGUUCGUGCAUGUUUUUUUUUUUUUUUUAAGUAAAAACAAAAAAAAAACCUGUAAAAACAUCAGUUUCCAGGUAAACUAUGCCAUCUGUGAUUUUGCUGCCAUUGUUUAGGGCUGCCCCUUGAAACUCAAAUCAUCAGUUGGAGACCCUCAGUUGACUGCGAUUGCUUUAAGGCAAGCAGCUGGUUCUCUUUUCUGUGCAGUGUAACUCUGGGGACGUUUUUGGUCCCCAGAUCUUGCUGCGGAGUGAGUGCUCUUGACUUUCAUACUACUCUUUGGUACAGAGGAGCUGUAGACAUGCAGGCAGCGGCACAGAGGCGGAGAGGAGAGACUUUCUGCUUAAAAUUGGUGAAUUCACAGCUCACAGCAGCUUAAUACGAUAUAUUCUGUGGGUUUUGUUUAACUUUUAGCAUCAGAAAAAAAAGUUGUUGCACAUUUCUGAUACGUCGUUAGCACCGUUAGCUUACUCACUAUAUUAUGCUAAUGGUGCUGUCCCACCAAAUGUACUGCAGAGCCCAUUCAGACUUUAAAACUUUCUAUGGAAAGCUGAACAAAUUGUCAAAUAUUUGUAUUCAUCUGCCAAAUCCGAUUCGACUGGCAUAAUUCUGAGUCAAGUACAGCCUUACUACUGUUUAUAUCUGUUCUGCAUACACAUUCUCGAUGACAAUUGGUUCUGGGUAAAACUGGCGGAAAUACGUGCUGGUUUGCUGGAUAGCACUAAGGUUCCAGGAAUCCUGAAUGGAACCGGUUCAAAAAUCCGAGCUAAUGUGGUGGAAAAGGGGUAACGGUGACUGUUGAACAAGCUAGAAGAGAACCACAUUGAUACUGUGAAACUUCACACACAAGAAAAGCUUCCAUAAAACACAUUUGUAUUUUCAAAAACCUUU
Molecule: messenger RNA, 3599 nt
Organism: Plectropomus leopardus (leopard coralgrouper)
Lineage: Eukaryota; Metazoa; Chordata; Actinopteri; Perciformes; Serranidae
Product: protein FAM110A
Source: RefSeq, a predicted model, not a curated record